Brettanomyces bruxellensis is the source of this 1326-nucleotide messenger RNA. RefSeq lists its product as uncharacterized. The record is from RefSeq and is a predicted model, not a curated record. NCBI's taxonomy places the organism in Eukaryota, Fungi, Ascomycota, Pichiomycetes, Pichiales, Pichiaceae. The transcript has a single exon. Bases 1 to 1326 code for a protein of 441 amino acids.
AUGGCUUCCCCCAUUUUAUUUUCAAAGCCACCUCCAGGCUUUAAUGCACUGAGCAUCUUUAGGGGUAUUCAACUUGCAAUCUUUGGUGGUUUGCGAACAAUUUUGAAUCCUGAAAUUACAGCUGAUCUAUGGAGAACUUUCUGGAAAGUUGUUGCGCUUUCUCUCGUGUCAUCUGCCUUGUAUUUAGUUGGUAAUCUUCCUUUUCUUACCCUGACAAUAAUUUUAAAGGUCUCCGCUUUGAUACGAUUAAUUAAUUCUUCAACGUCAGAUCAUAUAGUAGAAUUUUUAAAAUUCUGCCAAUUUGACCUUUUGAAUACCACCCCUUACAUUAUAAUGGGGUUAAAGUACUUGGACAAUGACAUUGAUUCCUUAUUUUGGUCCAGCUUGCACUAUCAUGAUUCGAUAAAUCACCAGGCACAGGGACGAAAUUCCUCAAAUCAAAGAAUAUAUGCUUUGAGAUUUGAUUGUACUAAUUAUAAGUUUGCUUCAAGUGGUGUUCUCGUUUCAAAAUCGCCGGCAUUUUUGGGUUCAUUCAUUCAGAAAAUCGUGCAUCUUUUGAAGUCGCAAAUCCCAUGGAUAUCCAAUGCUGAUUUUUCAGUUAAUCAAGAUAAACUAUCACCAUUGGAUCACAAGAGUGAGGCUUUAUUGGCCAAUUUUAUGGCUAGCUAUUUUAUCAUCACAUCCAGAAUUGUUUUUACUUAUAUCUGCUGGAAUAUUCCAUUCAUUGGUCGAUUUGCAUUUCCCGUCCUUGCAUUUCAUUUACUAUAUGACACUGCUGGAAGCAUUGCAUCUAUAUGCGCAUCUUUUCUAUGCCUAAUUCUUCCUGUGGAAAGUUUUGCUCUUCCGUUUGUCACCACAUUUUCAGCAUCUCGUCAGUUAAUGAAUAUUCUAUUGGAACCUUAUUUUGAACGGCUCUCAUUUACUAGGCAUCAACUCGAUAGGUGGUAUCUCUCACGUGUUGGUUGUUUAUUAGGAUUUGGCCUUUUUUAUUAUUACUUAAUUCGUACACCACGUUAUCUGAUUGGUGUCUACACUUUUGCAUUGGCCGAGGGAGCGACUGCUUUUCUCAUUACCAACAUCACGCGCCCUCCUCCUCUCCUUACAAGCACAAAAAUAGCAAUUGAAAAGUUUGAUAAUGGUGAAAGUGUUGAACAUAUAAAGGAAACACUUGCACCUUCGUCCAGUUCCACUAGACUUGCAGAUCUCAAAGUUUUAACAGAUUGGACGGACGAGCAAUGUGACUGGAUCAGCGGAUCUUACAAAGAAUUAGAGUUUAUGCUCCACAAUAUAGAUUUCUUUCUUUCAAAAUUGCACAAGGAUGUUUAG